GAGACCUCCAGGAAGAUGCCAGGGCUGAUUGACCGUGUGACCCUCUCCCGGCUGCCCCUCAUUGCCUCCGAGGUGACAUCCUGUGUCAGUGGCUAUGCCUUUGGGAUGACAGCCCUGCUCACCUACCACAACCCAGACCCCCAGGCUUUGGAAGGUCUCUUUGUGUACCCCUUGGAUGAGGGCACAACUGUCGUGGGCUUCGAGGCGGCCGUGUCCCGGCGCACCGUGACUGUGCAGAUCAAAGACAAAGCCAAGAUGGAUGACACCUACUUCAACAGCUGCAGCCUCCCCCCAGGAAGAGCUGGUGAUGGAUGUGGAAGGCUUAUGAUGGAUGAGGACCUGGAGAGGAUUGUUUUUGUGGCCAACCUGGGCAUGAUUCCUCCCCUGGAAAGUGUCUCCAUCUUCAUCAGCACCUCUUCUGAGCUGCAGACACUGCCCAGCGGGGUGGUGAGGGUCCUUCUGCCAGCUGUGUGUGUCCCCAGGGUCUCCCAGCCCAGCCUGGAGAAUGCCAGCAGCUUUUCCAGCCACCAGCUCCAAAUGGACAAGCACCCCUGUGGACUGGGGAGCCCGGAGCAAGGGAGCAGGUUCUGCCUGACUCAGCUGCUGGACAGUGAGACCACCAACCCCUUUGAGUAUGAAUUCAGCUUCCACCUGGAGAUCCGGGGGCCGUGUUUGCUGGCAGGAGUUGAGAGCCCCACACACGAGAUCCGAGCAGACGCCGACCCCUCGGCUCGCUCUGCCAAGAGCAUCGUGAUCACGCUGGCCAACAAACACACCUUCGACAGACCCGUGGAGAUCCUGAUCCAUCCAAGUGAGCCCCACAUGCCCCAUGUCUUAAUGGAAGAGGGUGACAUGACCCCUGCAGAGUACGAACGACACCUGAAGGGGAAGAACGAUUUCAUUAAAGGCACUAAGAAAGACCCCAGUGCCAAGAAAAAGAUGGAAAUCAUCAGGAAGAGGCUGAACAAGGACAUCCCCCACCACCCUGUCAUCAUGCUCAACUUCUGCCCUGACUUGAGGACUGUGCAGCCAGGCCUCCGGAAAGCCCAGGGCGAGUUCAUCUUCCUGGUAGACCGCAGCAGGAGCAUGAGUGGUGUGAGCAUCAGCCAUGCCAAGGAUGCCCUGUUGGUCAUUCUCAAGAGCCUGAUGCCAGCGUGUCUCUUCAAUAUCAUUGGGUUUGGAUCCACCUUCAAGACCCUCUUUCCUGUCAGCCAGGCCUACUGUGAGGAGAGCCUGCUGAUUGCCUGCCAGAGCAUCAGGAGGAUCCGGGCUGAUAUGGGCAGCAUCAACCUCCUGUCCCCCCUGAAGUGGCUCCUCCGCCAGCCCAUCCACAGGGGCCACCCCCGGCUGCUCUUUGUGCUGACAGCCGGGGCCAUCAGCAACACUGGGAAGGUUCUGGAGCUGCUGCGGGACCACUCCUGCUCCACCAGGUGCUACAGCUUCGGCCUCGGGCCAAACGCCUGCAGGAGGCUGGUGCGGGGUCUGGCUGCCGUGUCCAGGGGCGUCUCCGAGUUCCUGGAGGAGGGCGAGAGGCUGCAGCCCAAGAUGAUCAGGUCACUGAAGAAGGCAAUGGCUCCGGUCCUGAGUGACGUGUCCGUGGAGUGGGUCUUUCCUGAGAGCACUGAGGUCCUGGUGUCCCCUGUCAGCAGCAGCUGCCUGUUCCCUGGUGACCGCCUGGUCAGCUACGGUGUCAUCUGUGACACCUCCCCGUACCUGUCCAACCCCAGAGCUGACAAGAGGCGGCAGUACAGCACGAUGCAUUCCCAGGAGUCGGGCAGCUCUGUUUUCUUUCACUCCCAGGAGGAGGGAGCAGGCUUGGAGAGCUGGAACCACUCCAGAGACUCAGAGGGGUCCUGCCCCACCGAGCGCUCCCCCGAGCACCUGGGCGUGGGCAGAGACCCUGGGGGAGAGUCGGACACGGACACGGGAAUGGAUGUGAAGGCUCUGUCCAGGAGACGGGCGUACAGCACCACCCACAUCUCCGAGCACGAGCCCCGCAGGAAGGUGCCCACAGCCAGCGACCCUGGCACUGCCCUGGUGAGAAACCCCCUGAGGAAAACCCACCUGCAGGACCUGCAGCAGCUCAGCCCUGAGCCCUGGCAGGUGGAUUUCCAGCCCCUCCCGGCCAUCCCGCACGGCUCUGCGGGCAGGAUCCGCGGCACAGGCGCCCGGCGCCCCGCCCUGCUCCAGCACAGCUGUGUGUCCUUCUGCCACGACGCCGCCCCCCCGGACGGGCUGCAGGAAGCCCCGGCGAGGGGCUUGGAAGCACUCGGUGCCAUCAGGAGCCUGCACUCCUCAUCGGACAGCCGGAGCCCCGGGGAUGUGGAGGCUGCCCAGCAUCCAUCCCUCACCUUUGAGACAGAGACCUCCUCCGACUGGGAGCCCCAGGACCUGGAUAUCGGCGCUGCCUGCGGCUCCCCGCGCUCCUCCCCCAGGGCCCUCUGCAGGGCAGUGGUGAAGGGGCUGAGGAACAACGAGCCUGUGCAGUGGGAAGUCACGUUUGAUAUCCACCCUCUGUUCCGGGAGCGAGAGAGCCGCGAGGAUGGUGACAAAGACGUGUGGAGUGAGACCUUCCACCACCUGGCAGCCAAGUCACUCAUCCAGGACUUGGAGCAGCUCGCUGAGAGGGAGUGUGAAAUCGAGCAUGGGUCUGGGCGGCGGUUCCAGCUCAGCGCUGUCCACACCAGCAAGGCCUGUAACAUCAUCAGCAAGUACACAGCCUUCGUGCCUGUGGACCUGAACACCAGCUCCUACCUGCCCACCCUGGUCCAGUACACCCACACAGGGGCAACAUCCAAGCAAGGCAACCAGAGGAAACAGAAGAGUUCAGGAAACAGAAGGCAUCGUGGCUCUUCCCCGGGACAUCCUCAGGCAGCAUAUGGCCAGAAUGGAGACUAUGGAUUGAUCAGCAUGAAUGCUGAGGAGAGGAGCCCCUCACCCUCCAGCACCCCGUCCUUGUCUGCCUGGGAGCGCUGCCGUGGCCCUGAAGGGCCUCUCCACAGCCUGUCUGCUUCCUCUGCACAAGCCCAAAAAUCCAUUGAGAGGCUCUUUGCUGCCAGGCUGACCCUCAAUAAAACCAUGCUGCUGGUUCGAGCUGCCAAAGGCUUCAUGAGUAAAUCUCCAAGCAGAGGGAGCAAAGCCAGCUCUGAGGGUGACAGUGAGAGCAUGGACUACCUUCCCCUGGUGUCCCUGCAGCUGGCCUGCGGUGCCUUCCUUCUGAAUUCAGCCUUCUGCGACGCCGUCAACAUCCCCAUGGAGAAGCUGAAGUGGACGUCACCCUUCGCCUGCCACCGCCUGUCCCUCAGCCCCUCGGGCUCCUACAGCAGCAAGAGGAACAGCUCCUCCUCCUCGGAGCACAAACCCCUGAACUGCCCCCAGCAGCUGCUGGUCCCCAGCGGGCAGGGGAAGGGCCCCACCACUGCAGAUCUGGCAGGGGGAGCAGUGCUGGGGAACGCGGGCCGCCCUCGGCACCUGUCGGGCAGCGCUGCCGAGAGCAUCUCCAGAGCCCUGAGAGCCGAGCAGGAGCAGGAGCUGCGCCCCCCGGCCAUCACCAUCCGCAGCUUCUCCUCCCCCGCCGGCAGCGGCAGCGGCUGGGACACCGAGGGCGGCUCGGAGCUCCAGGCUGUGCUCUCAGACGUGGAGCUGCAGCAGCAGACGGAGCCCGAGGGGAUGCUGUGGGCCACGGCUGUGGCCCUGGCCUGGCUGGAGCACAGCUCAGCUUCUUACUUCAUCGAGUGGGAGCUGGUGGCUGCCAAAGCCAGCCUGUGGCUGAGCGGGCAGGACUUCCCCGAGGGAUCCAGCCUGGCCACGGUGAAAGCUGCAGCCCAGCAGCUCUUUGUGCUGCUCCGUCACUGGGAUGAGAACCUGGAGUUCAACCUGCUGUGCUACAACCCAGGCAGUGUGUAAGAGGAGGAGGAGGGAGGCUUGGGCAGAUUACUGAGGGCACAGGAGCAGGGAUCUAUCCUUAAGGAAAUGCCUCCAAGGAGCUCAACUCCUCUGCUGCAGGGAUGUGUGUGUUUAUUAGAGCAAACCCUGCACACACAGCAGCCUGGGCUAAAUCCUGCACUCAGCAGUCAGGAUUUUGCCCAGGAAGGGAACCUACCACUGCCUGCAGUAGAUGCUCUUUAUUUUCAACUAGAUCAGCACUUCCAGCUACAGCAGUUCCCUCUGAUUCUGGUUUCUUCUGGUCCAAGCCCAGUUUCCAGGGCAGAUCUUGUGGCCUGUUCCACUUUCCCUGUCCUUGCUUAGAUGCCUCUUCCCAGCUCUGAAUCACUGCCAAGCCCCCACUGCAGCCCCUCAGCCCCAAAUCCCUGCUUUCCUGAGGCUCCUGCCUGGCUCCUGCCAUCUCAGAUGGCUUUCAGAGAAGGCAAAGUCUGACAACAUGCUCACCUCAUGGAUAAAAGGGAAUCUGGGCUGGGAAUGAGCAUGUGAAGAGCAGCCCCGCUGUCACAGCCAGGAGGAUCGAGCCCAGCCAGGCCAGUUGGAGGCUGGGACCAAACCCCAUCCCAUCCACACAGUGCUGGGCUCCUUCAGGCUCUCUGCAAUCCCAGCAGGAGUUUGUGAGAUCCCUUGCAGCCAACGUGUGCCUUUGGAGCUUCACAGGCAGAGCCAGGGUGCCCGGGAUUGAAGGAUCAAGUGCCUCCAGAGGGAGUUGUGUGCCACUGUCUCCCGUGGAGCCCGUCUGGAACCCACUGCCUUCUGCUCCCUCCCUGGGCAUGUAGCAGCCUUGUCCCAGCAGGCUUCUGUCUUGUGUCUGUGUGUCUGGGGGUGACACGGGAGGGAAACCUGUGCUGGGGACCAUGAGCACCCCUCUGGUGUCUGCUCUGGUGUCACCUCUCCAAGGUCCCCAGGACCAUGAGCAUCCCUCUGGUGUCUGCUCUCAGUGUGGCCUCUCUGGGAUCCCCAGGAUUAUCCUUCUGCUCUCUGCUCUGGUUUCACCUCUCUUGGGUCUCCAGGAGCUUCCCUCUGGUCUCUGCUCUCAGUGUCAGCUCUCUGGGUUCCCCAGAACCUCGAGCACCCCUCCAGUGUCUGCUUUGAUGUCCCCUCUCUGAGGGCCCCAGUGUGGCAAUGCUCAGUGCUGCUGCAGGUUUGCCGGCCGGGUGCCUCAGCACAGUCGUGUUCUCUGUUGUUGCAGAAGUGUUGUUGUCCCAGUAAAUCACAGCCUGCUCUAA
Molecule: messenger RNA, 5171 nt
Organism: Agelaius phoeniceus (red-winged blackbird)
Lineage: Eukaryota; Metazoa; Chordata; Aves; Passeriformes; Icteridae
Gene: VWA5B1
Product: von Willebrand factor A domain containing 5B1
Source: RefSeq, a predicted model, not a curated record